AUGUCUGUUCCAAAUCAACAGUAUCCAACUAUUGUUAAUCCUCCACCGCCAGAAUAUAUCAAUCCUAAAAAAACUGGCUGUUUAACAAAUCAACUUCAAUAUUUACAGAGGGUGGUCAUGAAAGCUAUGUGGAGACACAACUUUUCCUGGCCAUUUCACCAGCCUGUAGAUGCUGCAGCACUAAACCUUCCUGAUUAUUAUAAUAUCAUUAAGAAACCCAUGGACUUGAGCACAAUUAAAAAGCGUUUGGAACAUAAUUAUUAUACAAAAGCUACAGACUGCAUUGAAGACUUUAAAACUAUGUUCACGAACUGCUAUGUGUAUAACAAGCCAGGCGAUGACAUUGUUUUUAUGGCACAAGAGCUAGAAAAAGUAUUUAUGCAGAAAAUGGCACAAAUGCCUCCAGAAGAGAAAAUAGUGAUUGUCAACAAAGGGAAAAGAAAAGGAAAGAAACAAGAAGGACCUCAGCUGCCUGAUUCAGGAGUUUGUACCACUGAGCAAAAUCAACUGCAGAAGCAACUUGAAAGCAUUGUUAAGCAGCCUCACGUGAUGACUCCAGUACCACAGCAGCUUGUGUUAGCUCCUCUGUCAAUGGCUCAAUCGACUACCUUAAUGUCAGCCACGCUACCUAUAACAAAAGUUAAAAAGGGUGUGAAAAGGAAGGCUGAUACUACUACAAUAUCCACAGCAAGCUGUGAAUCUUCUCCAGCACUUAAUGAACCAAAAAUUGCUAAAAUAUGUAGAGGAGAAAGUGAAUGUAGUGUACCAGACAGUUAUCUAAAGAAAGACUUGCCAGAUUCUCAACAGCCACUUGAAGUUGUCAAAAAUGUUCAAUUAUCAGAACAACUAAAGCAUUGUAGUGAGAUCCUUAAAGAAAUGUUUGCAAAGAAACAUGCAUCAUAUGCUUGGCCUUUCUAUAAACCUGUAGAUAUUACAGCUUUGGGGCUCAAUGACCACCAUGAUACCAUGAAAUGCCCUAUAGACCUUGGAACUAUUAAGAAGAAAAUGGAUAACUAUGAAUAUAAAGAUACACAAGAGUUUGCUGCAGAUAUUAGAUUAAUGUUUAUGAAUUGCUACAAAUACAACUCUCCUGACCAUGAAGUGGUUGCUAUGGCAAGAAAACUGCAGGAUAUCUUUGAGAUGCAAUUUGCCAAAAUUCCAGAUGAACCUGUUGCAAAUAUACCACCGUCACAGCCCAAAACAGAAAUAGCAAGUGCUUUUUCUAGUGAAAGCAGCAGUGAUGACUCCUCUGAAUCUUCAGAUGAUCUUUCUUCAGAAGAGGAAAGAACACGGCGCCUUGCAAAGCUUCAAGAGCAACUUAAAGCUGUUCAUCAGCAGUUGCGGGCUUUGGCCAAAACCUCCUUGCCCAAGCUGAGGAAGAAAAAAGGAAAGUCUAAAAAGGGGAAAAGAGGCAAAGAAAAAUCCAAACACAAAUAUGUGAAUCAAAAGAAGAAAAAGCUAAAGCAAAAAAAGAAAUUGAAGAAAAAACUGUCUUUAAAUAUUCAGUCAAAGAAAACAAAGCAGCAAGUCUCAUUGGCACGUAAAUCAGAAGAUGAGGAUAGUGCCAAGCCUAUGAAUUAUGAUGAAAAAAGGCAGUUGAGUUUGGACAUAAAUAAACUUCCUGGAGAUAAGCUUGGAAAAGUAGUAUAUAUAAUACAGUCAAGAGAGCCUUCACUGAGAAACUCUAAUCCUGAUGAGAUAGAAAUAGACUUUGAAACUUUAAAAGCAUCGACACUUAGAGAACUAGAGAAAUAUGUGAUGGCUUGUUUAAGGAAAAGACCAAGAAAACAUGCGAAGAAACCAGAGAAGUCAAAAGAAGAACUUAAUUCUGAGAAAAAACAAGAGUUGGAAAAGAGGCUGCUGGAUGUCAAUGGGCAGUUAAACCCUAAAAAGCAAAACACCAAAUCUGAAAAUAACACUAUACCAAAGAUUAUUGGUGGACCAAGGCGAUUGAGUGAGAGUAGCAGCAGCAGCUCCUCCUCAGACUCUAGCAGCAGCAGCAGUAGCAGUGAUUCUAGCUCUUCAGAUACCAAUGACUCUGAAUCAGAAAUAGGCUCAAAGCCAAAUGGAAACAGACAGAAUGGUGUGACUUCUAAAGAACAAAUGGAGGCAUCCAAUUCAUCUUCCCAGGAUAUUCCAAUGAGUGAUGGCAAAAAAUCUGGAAAAUUAAAUAUUCUUCAAAACAAUGUUUCUGGGGGAGUUGCUGGCUCAAAAUCCAUAAAUCAAGAACAAAGUCAUUCUGACAGAACUGAUGAUAAAAACACACUAGAUCCUACACUUCAAAUUCUUCCUAAAAAGGACAUCAGAAUUAAGAAUGCAGACUCCUGGAUAAAUUUAUGUAAAAAGAUGGCACUUCCAGUUCCCAUAAAGGCAUCUCCGGAGAACUUCAAACAGUUCAGGAAAGCAGCACUAGAAAAGGAAGAAACUGAGCGAGCACAAGAGUUAAGGAGACAACUGGAACAAGCCAAGAGGAAAGGGAAAACCCCCUUUCAAGAAAAAGAGAGGGCCCAUGAAGGAGCAGAACUGGAAUCCACUGGAAUGAAAGCCGAUGAAGAGCCACAAAAAGAGAGGCCAAACAGCGAACAGCAACAACCACCUGGGGUUCAACAAAAUAUCCAGAAAGGUCUUGUCAAAGACCGUAACCUGGCUAGAAAAAUGGAGCAAGAGCGCAGGCGGAGAGAAGCUAUGACUGGUACCAUUGACAUGAACCUGCAGAGUGAUAUAAUGGCAACUUUUGAAGAAACUCUUUAG
Molecule: messenger RNA, 2751 nt
Organism: Emys orbicularis (European pond turtle)
Lineage: Eukaryota; Metazoa; Chordata; Testudines; Emydidae
Gene: BRDT
Product: bromodomain testis associated
Exons: 17
Coding region: 1-2751 (916 amino acids)
Biological process (GO): chromatin remodeling; regulation of DNA-templated transcription
Cellular component (GO): nucleus; chromatin
Source: RefSeq, a predicted model, not a curated record